Molecule: messenger RNA, 1170 nt
Organism: Triticum turgidum subsp. durum (durum wheat)
Lineage: Eukaryota; Viridiplantae; Streptophyta; Magnoliopsida; Poales; Poaceae
Source: the annotation of a GenBank genome assembly
AUGCUUCGGGCGAGCGCACGCGGCCUUCUCGUCGGCCGCCGACGAGACCUCAUGGCCUCCCUCCUCGCCUUCUCCUCCUCCGCCUCCGGCCUCCCGCCCAAACCCUCGCCGUCCCACACCGCUCCCCCUCCGCCCCCGGCUUCCGCCUCCGCACGAGCGUCGCGCUUCCGCCUCCUACUCGCCCGCGCCGCCGCGCGCCGCGACCCCGAGCCGCCGCCGCCGCCGCCUCCGCAGGCCGAGAGCGAGAAGAAGUCGAUUGCGGUGAGAACGGGGGAGCUGUUCUUGGGUCUGAGUGCGCUGUUCAUCCGCGCGGGGAGAGGGACGGCGCCGGUGGAGGAGGUGGAGCGGAGCGAGGGGGUGUUGUGGGAGCAGCGCCCGGAGGACGUGGAGGCGGAGCGGCAGCGGAGGGAGGUGGCGACAGCGAGCCCCGGGUUCAGCUUCUCAGCCGCCGGGCUUCUCUUCCCCUACCACCUCGGCGUCGCGCAGUGCCUCCUCGACAAAGGCUACAUCACAGAAAGAACUCCGUUAGCUGGCUCAUCAGCUGGUGCCAUAAUCUGUGCAGUGAUUGCAUCCGGGAACACAAUGCAAGAGGCUCUUCAGGUGACCAAGAUUCUAGCUGAAGACUGCCGGAGUAAAGGGACUGCCUUUCGCCUUGGGGCUGUACUCAAGGAUGUUCUAGAAAAGUUUCUCCCAGAUGAUCUGCAUAUCAGGUGCAACGGAAGGAUCCGUGUUGCUAUUACUCAGUUGUCCUGGAGGCCUAGGGGCUUACUGGUCGACCAGUUUGACUCCAAGGAAGACGUGAUUAAUGCAAUUAUUACAUCUUCGUUUAUUCCUGGAUACUUAGCCCCCAGGCCUGCGACUUUAUUCCGUAACAGGCUGUGCGUUGAUGGGGGGCUUACAUUGUUUAUGCCACCUACUUCUGCUUCUGAAACAGUUCGAAUCUGUGCUUUCCCAGCUGGCAGACUAGGACUGCAAGGGAUUGGUAUUAGUCCAGACUGCAAUCCGGAGAACAGAGCUACUCCACGACAGCUGUUUAACUGGGCUCUGGAACCUGCUGAAGAUGAAGUUCUCGAUAAAUUGUACGAGCUUGGGUACCAGGAUGCAGCUGUGUGGGCUGAGCAGAACCCUCCUGAGUCAACUGUGAAGAUUGAGCAGCUCGUUACAGAUUGA